Molecule: messenger RNA, 1029 nt
Organism: Galeopterus variegatus (Sunda flying lemur)
Lineage: Eukaryota; Metazoa; Chordata; Mammalia; Dermoptera; Cynocephalidae
Product: contactin-1-like
Exons: 7
Coding region: 1-1029 (342 amino acids)
Biological process (GO): cell-cell adhesion; brain development
Molecular function (GO): cell-cell adhesion mediator activity
Source: RefSeq, a predicted model, not a curated record
AUGACAAAUUACCAUAAACUAGAUCCCCCAAUUAUUGAAGGUAAUAUGGAGGCAGCAAGAGCAGUGGAUUUAAUCCCAUGGAUGGAGUAUGAAUUUCGGGUGGUAGCAACCAAUACAUUGGGUAUAGGAGAGCCCAGUAUACCAUCGAACAAAAUUAGAACAGAUGGUGCUGCACCAAAUGUGGCACCUUCAGAUGUAGGAGGCGGGGGUGGAAGCAACAGAGAGCUGACCAUAACAUGGGCACCUUUGUCAAGAGAAUACCACUAUGGCAACAAUUUCGGUUACAUAGUGGCAUUUAAGCCAUUUAAUGGAGAAGAAUGGAAAAAAGUUACAGUUACUAAUCCAGACACUGGCCGAUAUGUUCAUAAAGAUGAAACCAUGAGUCCUUUCACUGAGUUUCAAGUAAAAGUUAAGGCCUUCAACAACAAAGGAGACGGACCUUACAGCCUUAUAGCAGUCAUUAAUUCGGCACAGGACGCUCCCAAUGAAGCCCCAACAGAAGUAGGUGUAAAUGUCUUAUCAUCUUCUGAGAUAUCUGUUCAUUGGAAGCAUGUUGUAGGAAAAAUAGUGGAAAGCUAUCAGAUUCGGUACUGGGCCGCCCACGACAAAGAAGCAGCUGCACACAGAGUUCAAGUCAACAGCCAAGAGUACUCAGCCAGGCUGGAGAACCUUCUGCCAGACACGCAGUACUUUAUAGAAGUCGGGGCUUGCAAUAGUGCAGGGUGUGGGCCUUCAAGUGACGUGAUCGAGACCUUCACCAAGAAAGCACCUCCCAGCCAGCCUCCAAGGAUCAUCAGUUCAGUCAGAUCUGGUUCACGCUACAUAAUCACCUGGGAUCAUGUCGUUGCACUAUCAAAUGAAUCUACAGUGACAGGAUACAAGGUAUCUAAAAGAUUGCUAGAUUAUUCUUCACACAAGCUUCAUUCUUAUGAAGAGCGAUUAGUGUUUACAAUUUUUUGCUGUUUUGGCAAAAACAUUUCAGCUUCAUUAUUCUGCCUGUAUAGCAGAUCAGAUAGCAUAAUGCCAUGA